GCAAGUUCCGUACCCUGCCACAAUUCGCCUCCAUUUCCUAUAUCGCAAUCUCCCCUGUUGAUCUUAUCGGCCGACAGAUUUCCAUAGCAGUCAGUCUGUUUCUUGAAAUCAGAUAGUUAGAGAGACCUAUCCUCCUACCGACCCUUAUAAUUAUGGUACCGUAUUCGACACCGCUCGUUACUGGUAUUUCACGUCCUAAUCCGGCAAUCCUUUGUCCCUCUCCCAGGUACGAUUCGCCCCCCAGUUUCGCUCAUUUUCGGCUGGCACAUCUCUUUUCAGGUUAGCGUCUGGCUUUUUCUUGAGGCAUUUUCCUUCACUUCUAGACAAGACAAAAAAGUCAAGCGACCAAUUGAUAAUCGCUGUUUAGUCCAGCUUUCCGAGAGCAGCACACUCCUGUAUAAUGCCUCGAUUAUCAUCCUUGUUCCUCGCCUCAGCAACAGCUGCAUCUGUGGCCAUGGCAGCUGUUCAUGACCUGUAUUGGAAUAUUACCUAUGCCACAGCCAACCCGGACCAGCUUCAUAACAAAACUCAGGCCAUUGGUGUUAACGGUACUUGGCCACCACCACCGAUCGUUGUAAACCAAGGCGAUACUCUCACCGUUCAUGCGUUUAACGGCCUUGAAUCUGUGGGAACCACUCUUCACUCCCAUGGCAAUUAUUUCAAUGGUAGCAAUUACUACGAUGGCGCCGCUGCAGUCACCCAAUGUCCUAUUCCUCCAGGGGAGACACUUGUCUAUGAAAUCCCUGUUAAUGACCAGUGGGGAACUUAUUGGAUCCAUGGUCACUAUAAAGGCCAAUAUGUUGAUGGCUUGAGAGCUCCUCUUAUUAUUAUGCCUAAUGAGACCAACGAGCGAACGGAUAUCACGUGGGACGAAGACUUCACUAUCAUCAUGGGUGACUGGUAUCACGACACUAGUCCCUACCUUGUAUCCAGCUACUUUUUGAACUGGGUUAACCCUACUGGCGCUGAGCCCGUUCCUGAUUCCGUUACUUUCUACGUUAUGAACACCACAUCUGGCGAAUAUCUGAGCAGUAACGUGGCCCAAGGAGUGGAUGUUACUGCCGAUGUCAACAACAAUGCUGCUAUCCCCUUCGAGCCUGGAAAGAAGUACCGUAUCCGUUUCAUCAACAUGAGCGCUUUGUCCAUGCUCCAUAUCUACAUGGGUGGUCAUACCUUCGACAUUAUCGAGGUUGACGCCGUCGAUAUUGAGCCUUACCAGUCCGCCAACCUCACCAUCUCCGUCGCUCAGCGAUACUCUGUUUUGGUUGAGGCUCUUAACACUACUGACGCCAACUACGCAAUCAUGUUCUACCAGGACACUGACAUGUAUGAUACCGUCCCUGACACUCUCGCAGUCAAUAACUCGGUCACUCUCCAAUACGAUGCUUCAUUGGGACCUGCGGACAUGUUUAACAUCACCGAUGACACAUGGCCUAUUCUCGACGACACCCGAUUUGUUCCUUUACAAGCCAAGGGAAGUGCCGAAGCUGACGUGAGCUACGAGCUUGGAGCGUACUUUGACACUUUUGAUGAUGGAACUAAUCGUGCUGCCUUCAACAACGUCACCUAUGUCAUGCCCACCACUCCCAGUCUCUUCACUCAACUCUCCAUGGGAACCGACGCUUGGGAUACUCGUAUCUAUGGUCAGCAAACCCACGCCUUGAUGAUGCCUCAUCUCGAGAUGAUCGAGCUUGUCAUCGUCAAUUGGGAUACUGGCUACCAUCCCUUCCACCUGCACGGUCACGAGUUCCAGAUCAUGGGCAAGUCUUUCGACGUCACUUCAAAUGACAGCAGUAUUAACCCUCCUGUCUUGGAGAACCAAUCGAACCCGGCCAGACGUGACACUAUCAUGGUUCCUCCUGGAGGUUCUGUCCACAUCCGCUUCAGGGCUGAUAACCCCGGCGCUUGGAUUUUCCACUGCCACAUCGAUUGGCACAUGGACAGUGGUCUGGCCGUCAUCAUGAUCACCGAUCCCAGCUACUCUCAGUCUAAAUUAGAAAUCCCGCAGACCAUGAAAGACCAUUGCGCGUACUGGGGCUACAGCGCUACCGGUAACGUCGUUGGUUUGAACUCUACCACCGACUUCAAAGGUGAAGCGGUUGGACCUUUCCCUCUUGUCAUGGGUUGGACAACCAAGGCCAAGGGAGCUUUGGCUGGCUGUAUCAUUGCCGCCUUGGCUGGUUUCGCCUCCGUCGUUUGGUACGGUGCCGAACAUUUGGACGAAGAAGAGAUCGAGGCAGAGAUCAGGAGGAAGGCAGAGAUCAAGGCUGCUUCCGGUGGCAAGUUCGGAAUGAUUAAGAAGGUGGUGAAGAGGGAGUAAGAAAUGGUUUUAAUUUUUAUAGAAAAUGUGUCGGGCCUUUUUUUGUUUGACUGAUGUACAUUACAUAUGGAUACCUUAAUGCUUCCUUGCCGUUUGCUUCUAUUGAUUAGUGCGGGGUGCAAAAAGGCUUUUUUCCUCAGAUAUAAGAGACACUCCUAACUGAUGACUGACAAUCACAAUUUUAAACAGUAUUACCUUUACAUGUUACGACAUCUUCCUCAACGAUCUGGAAUCGACGCUCAGACUUGAAGAUUUCUGCGCCGGAUUCACCUCUCUCCUACCAUCAAAAUAACUUCCACCUAGAAUGGCCAUCGUCUUGGGCCUACUUGAUCUGGCCUAUUACAGUCUCCUCUUUGUGUUCCAGCAGUGGAUUCUUCGCUGUCGAUUUCGAGGUCGAAGGAGUCGCUGGUUGUAUUUGUCUCUGUGGUUGUAGAAUUAAAGGAUUCAGCUCUACCUCCAUUUCACUACCGCCUUCACCAUCCUCCUCGCCGGCGUCUUGGCUGUCCGCAGUGGUCGGAGUUCCCUCAGUAAGGGGGGGAGAGGGUGACUUUUCUUCCACUUUAUCCACAAAGCGGACUCCCCUCGCCAGUCUAGAGCUUUUGGCGGAUCGGGCCGAGUUGGUGCGCAAUACCGUCGCAAGGGAUGAGCGAAGAGGCUGUUGGAGAUUUGACUGAGAAUUGAGUGUCAUUGCACGUUUGCGCUGUGGAAUUUUAGGCGUAAGAGAUGCCUUGACUGCUGGGGAAGGAGGAGGCGCAGAAGCUGGAGACUCUUCAUCUACCUUAGAGUUUGCUAUAAGGUUCUGCCUGUUAUUGUCUAUGUGAGGCCUCGCUUUGUCGCUGCGAGACUUGGGAAGAGCG
Messenger RNA from Cryptococcus deneoformans JEC21, 3177 nucleotides. Its product is annotated as ferroxidase, putative. Gene Ontology annotation, cellular component: high-affinity iron permease complex. The transcript has 14 exons. Bases 401 to 2320 code for a protein of 639 amino acids. Gene Ontology annotation, molecular function: ferroxidase activity; copper ion binding. The record is from RefSeq and is a predicted model, not a curated record. Lineage: Eukaryota; Fungi; Basidiomycota; Tremellomycetes; Tremellales; Cryptococcaceae. Gene Ontology annotation, biological process: reductive iron assimilation; cellular response to iron ion starvation.